Messenger RNA from Pteronotus mesoamericanus, 1962 nucleotides. RefSeq names its product integrator complex subunit 15 (gene INTS15). The record is from RefSeq and is a predicted model, not a curated record. The transcript is spliced from 6 exons. Bases 116 to 1462 code for a protein of 448 amino acids. NCBI's taxonomy places the organism in Eukaryota, Metazoa, Chordata, Mammalia, Chiroptera, Mormoopidae.
GCCGGCCUCGGCGGGCGGAGCCCGGGUCGCGGCCUCUUUGUCUCCAGGGCGGCAGGCGCGUCCCCGGGGCUCGGGGCGGAAGUCCCGCCGGGCUGCCGGUGCCCCGGGCCGCACCAUGAGCGACAUCCGCCACUCGCUGCUGCGCCGCGACGCGCUGAGCGCGGCCAAGGAGGUGCUGUACCACCUGGACAUCUACUUCAGCAGCCAGCUGCAGAGCGCGCCGCUGCCCAUCGUGGACAAGGGGCCGGUGGAGCUGGUGGAAGAGUUCGUGUACCAGGUGCCCAAGGAGCGCGGCGCGCAGCCCAAGAGAUUGAAUUCACUUCAGGAGCUCCAGCUUCUUGAAAUCAUGUGCAAUUAUUUCCAGGAGCAAACCAAGGACUCUGUCCGGCAGAUUAUGUUCUCAUCCCUUUUCAGCCCCCAAGGGAACAAAGCCGAUGACAGCCGGAUGAGCUUGCUGGGAAAACUGGUCUCCAUGGCCGUGGCUGUGUGUCGGAUCCCCGUGCUGGAGUGUGCGGCUUCCUGGCUCCAGCGGACGCCUGCGGUCUACUGUGUGAGGCUGGCCAGGGCCCUCGUGGACGACUACUGCUGCCUGGUGCCGGGCUCGGUGCAGACGCUGAAGCAGAUACUCAGCGCCAGCCCCCGCUUCUGCUGCCAGUUCAUCACUUCCGUCACCGCGCUUUACGACUUGUCCUCAGACGACCUCGUCCCGCCGCUGGACUUGCUGGAGACGAUCGUCGCCUGGAUUUUUGAGGACUCGAGGUUGAUUCUCAUCACUUUUUUAAACACCCCCAUCGCAGCCAAUCUGCCAAUAGGGUUUUUAGAGCUCGCCCCGCUCACCGGGUUGAUCCGCUGGUGUGUGAAGGCCCCCCUGGCUUACAAAAGGAAGCGGAAGCCCUCCUUGUCCAACGGCCACGUGGCCCCCAAAGCAGCCCCGGACUCGGCGGGGCCGGACAGGGACGCACACCUGUUGUACUCCAAGCUCCACCUCAGCGUCCUGCAGGUGCUCAUGGUGCUCCAGGCGCACCUCACCGAGAAGAACCUCUACGGGCGCCUGGGGCUGAUCCUGUUUGACCACAUGGUCCCGCUGGUGGAGGAGAUCAACCGGCUGGCGGACGAACUGAACCCCCUCAACGCCUCCCAGGAGAUCGAGCUCUCCCUGGACCGCCUCGCGCAGGCGCUGCAGGUGGCCAUGGCCUCGGGCGCGCUGCUGUGCACGAGAGAUGACCUGAGGACCUUGUGCUCCAGGCUGCCCCAUAAUAACCUGCUGCAGCUGGUGAUCUCGGGCCCCGUGCAGCAGCCGCCCCACGCGGCGCUGCCCCCCGGCUUCUACCCUCACAUCCACACGCCCCCGCUGGGCUAUGGGGCCGUGCCUGCCCACCCGGCCGCCCACCCCGCGCUGCCCGCACACCCCGGGCACACCUUCCUCUCGGGCAUGACAUUCCCGUUCAGGCCUAUCCGCUAGGCCGGCCCCACCGACCACCGAGUGGCACUGUGCCUUCUGCGCCGGGCGGAGGAGGACCCUCGGGAGGCGGCCAGCAGCCCCACCUCACCAGCAGCACUGUCGUGGGGCAGAAGUUCUGUGACGUCGCCGACCAGGUGCCGCCUGCCCGGCCGCAUUCGUAAGAGUCCAGAUGGGACAGACAGAAGGAGAAGGGUCCGGCGCUGUGCAGAGCGACGCCAGCAUCUUUAAAAGAUGCCGAUCCGUGACCCCGCCGCCCCGCGUGUCAUUUCAGACGCACACGCUCCGAGCCUGUGCUGCCGGGACGCGGGGGUGCGGCGCAGCACUUGCACGCCCACGUGCCUGGCUUCUUUCCCCGUGAGCGGGGUGUGUCCUGCCAUGAACACAGGCCGCCCGAGGACCCCGAGAGCUCCGCACCGAGCCCUGUGGCCCCAGGCUCAGGCCGGCACCUGGCUCCGCGCGGGAACCCGCAAGGAAAGGGGCUCCUCUGCCUCACUGGGGUC